AUGGAUCGCGUCGUUGAGCUCGUGGCGCUCUUGCAGCCGUACGCGGAGCUCGCUACGCCCCUGGACUUUCGCCUGUUGCAUGAGCGCGUCGAUAAUCUGUCUGCGUCGCUGGGCCUUGGCAGCGACCAGCUCUGCUACGUCCUGUGCCUCUUUGCCGCAUAUCCACUGGCAGCUGUCUACAAAGUGCUGCCCAGCGCCAGCCUCAAGCACGUGAUGGACAUUGUACUGGGCGUUUCCAUGGCGCAAUUCGUGCUCGGGUCGGGAUGGAUCCACUCGUUCAUCUCGAGCUCGAUCACGUUUUUGCUCGUCAAGUUUGGACCGCCGACACACGCGCCGGUGCUUGUGUUUGUCUUUAAUAUGCUGUACAUGUCGGCGUCGCAUAUCUACCGCUUGUACGUGGACUACAUGGGCUGGACACUCGACUUUACGGGGCCGCAGAUGCUUCUGGUGAUUAAACUGACGAGCUUUGCCUACAACUACUACGACGGCGUGGUGGACAAGACGUUCGAGAAGAAAGGCACGGAGCUAAGUAUUGGGGACAAGAAAGUGUACACUAGCCGUCAGAAACUCGCGAUCAACGAGAUUCCGAGCUUGCUGGAGUUCUAUGGUUACGUCUACAGCUUCACGACGUUCUUGGCUGGACCAGCGUUUGAGAUUCGAGAGUACUUGGACGUUACAAGUGGCAAAAAGUUCUUGGUGGACGGUCAGAUCAAGCAACCGUCUAGUGUGCUGGCCGCUUUCUCCAAGUUCUUGGUGGGGUCGCUGCUGAUGGCGGCAUUUGCCGUCUACGGGCCCAUGUACCCGCUGUCCAACUUGCAUGAUCCAAAGGUUGCGGCCCAGCCGCUGUUGUUCCAAAUCCGGGACUUGUACAUCACACUUAUGUUUUGCAAGGCCAAGUAUUAUUCUGCCUGGAAGAUUGCUGAGGGUGCGACAGUGCUUUGUGGCUUUGGGUUUGAGGGCUUCGACAAAGAUGGCUGCGGUCGUGGCUGGAACGGCGUGAGCAACAUGGACAUUUUUGGAUUUGAGUUCUCGCAGAGCAUUCGCGCAGCUUCUCGUGCCUGGAACAAGGGUACACAGAACUGGCUCGAGCGUUAUGUGUACACACGCACGGGCAACUCGCUCAUGGCCACGUACUUCAUCUCAGCCUUUUGGCACGGAUUUUACCCGGGCUACUACCUCUUCUUUAUGAGCUUGCCACUAGCUACCGCUGUGAACCGCCUAGCCUUUAAGCGCCUUCGUCCGCGUUUCAUUCAGGCUGAUGGAUCAUUCGGGGCCAAAAAGAAAGUUUACGACUUCUUGAGCUAUGUGGCGACACUGCUGGCUAUGCAUUACUUUGUGAUGCCUUUUCAGGCAAUGUCGUGGGAGCAUUCAUUGGCUUCGUUGAAGAACACCUACUUUGUUGGCCACAUUGCUGCAGUCGUGCUGUACAUCCUCUUCUCGACCAUUCCAGCACCAAAGCCGAAGAAGAAACUGGAGUAG
Messenger RNA from Hyaloperonospora brassicae, 1479 nucleotides. Lineage: Eukaryota; Oomycota; Peronosporomycetes; Peronosporales; Peronosporaceae. The record is from the annotation of a GenBank genome assembly.